AUGACUACAGACAACGGACAAAGCCAGGAUGAUAGAUCCGCUCUUAUACUGUUUGGUACCGAAACCGGAACUUCACAAGACAUUGCUGAGGAAAUCGGUCGAUGCCUUGAACGAUUACACUUCCAAACAGAUGUCACUGGGCUCGACAACGUAUCUCUCGGCCACCUGAGCCUCUACCCUAGUUGUCUUACAGUCUUUGUGGUUGCAACCACCGGCCAGGGCGAUUUCCCAGACAAUGCUCGCAAAUUCUGGAAGAGUCUUCUCCGGAAGAAAUUAUCGCCGUCGACUCUUGCUGAAACGAAUUACGCCGUCGUUGGUCUUGGUGACAGUUCGUAUCCCAAGUUCAAUUGGGCUGCGAGGAAGUUGGACAAAAGGCUACGGCAACUGGGAGCGACAUCGAUCAUUGAGUCGUGUGAGGCCGAUGAACAGGGCGACGACAGUACGGAUGGUGCUUUCCUGGCAUGGCUGCCCCAAUUUCGAGAUGUAGUCUUGAACAGGUUUCCCUUGUCCCCAGGUCAAGUUCUCAUUCCAAACGACGUUCUCCUACCCAGCAAGUGGCGAUUAUCAGAGAGUACGUCGGGUUUUUCGAAAGCCCAGCUAACUCAGAAUGGCUCACUAGGUGGUGUAUCCUCUACUACAUCUAGAGUUACGGAUACAUUCACAGCUACACUGGAGGUUAACGAUCGAGUGACACCAGCAGACCAUUGGCAAGAUGUACGAUUCAUGACAUUAUGUACAUCGGAACAGGUUGAUUAUUUGCCGGGGGAUGCUUUGUCUAUUUCCCCUCGAAAUCUCCCCGUGGAUGUUGCACUCCUGAUCGAACGCAUGGCCUGGGGACCUGCGGCCGAUGUUCCUAUCCAUUUUGUUUCAACUAGGUCGCAUUCAGGCCGACCCCUGAAUUUUCUAUCUGCAGAUCCAAUGUUCUCCCACCAAAAUCUGACACUCAGAAUCCUGCUCACGGAAUACUUGGAUAUCAAUGCCAUCCCUCGCCGAUCAUUCUUCGGUGCUAUUGCAAAUUAUACCUCAGACAGUAUGCACAAAGAGCGACUGCUGGAAUUCACCGACCCGCAAUAUCUGGACGAGUACUACGAUUAUGCCACUCGACCGAGACGAAGCAUAAUCGAGAUUCUCCAAGAAUUCGAUACCGUGCAAAUCCCGUGGCAGGAAGCGCCGAAUAUCUUCCCGACCCUGAGACCUCGCCAAUUCAGCAUCGCAAGCGGUGGAGAUUUGAAAUGGACCGCAAGUGGGCAGACAAAAUUCGAGCUCCUCAUCGCCAUUGUAAAGUACAGAACAGUCAUUAAGCGAAUUCGCGAAGGCGUGUGCACGAAAUACCUUGCACAGCUCCCGGUCGGGACAAAACUUGAAGUGUCUCUCAAGACAGAAGGCCGUUUCGCCAAAUCGGAUGACCUACUAGGUAAGAGCCAUAUUUUAAUCGGAGCUGGAACGGGUAUCGCACCGCUUCGAGCGCUGGUUCAUGAGAAAAUCGCCCGUGGUCAUAUCCUAGGAGAUACGUCUCUCAUAUUCGGUUGUCGGAACCAGACAGCCGAUUAUUUCUUUAGUGAGGAGUGGAGCGCAAUCACUGCUCAAAACCAUACGACAGACGCAACGUCGUCCGCCGAGCGCUCCAGUCUCGAAGUGAUACCGGCGUUCUCCCGUGAUCAAAAAUCCAAGGUUUACGUACAGGAUCGGAUUCGCGAGCGCUCAGAGCUCAUAUGGACGUUCCUGCGGGAGCAAGCUGCCACCGUGAUUGUCUGCGGGGCGUCCGGCCAGAUGCCCAAGGCCGUUCGCCAGGCACUCGUUGAUGCACUAGUUGCCGAAGGGACGAAACGAAUGGCAAAAGACUCGGGAUCAGGGCACAAUGGUGGCCUUGACGAUGGUGAGGGUGAAUUAAGAGACGAGCCAAUUCAAAGCCAGCAUGAUGCAGAGGGUUAUCUUGCCCGGCUGGAGAAGGAGGACAGAUACAAGCAGGAGACGUGGUCAUGA
Exophiala bonariae is the source of this 1983-nucleotide messenger RNA. RefSeq lists its product as uncharacterized. Gene Ontology annotation, molecular function: FMN binding; NADPH-hemoprotein reductase activity; flavin adenine dinucleotide binding. Lineage: Eukaryota; Fungi; Ascomycota; Eurotiomycetes; Chaetothyriales; Herpotrichiellaceae. The record is from RefSeq and is a predicted model, not a curated record. The coding region runs from base 1 to 1983 and encodes 660 amino acids. Gene Ontology annotation, cellular component: cytosol. The transcript has a single exon.